AGUGAGUAGUGUCGGAGCUGGGGACGACGCAGAUACUACUGGUAUCUUGGAAGCCCGAAAGCGUGACGAAGAAAGAGGGAUACUCGUUUGCUUCACCGAGGAAGUCGUGUCGCUGGAACGAUGAAGAAAGUAAAAUGGUUCAAAUCAAAACCCUCUGCAGACAAGAAAGAAGGCCAGCGUAAGAAAAGUGAGGAGCACGAUGAAUCUUCCGACCAAGUGGAGACCGCUCGCAAAUCGAUAGGCGAUGGGCCUUCCGACGUCGUGGACGCCAUGCCUGCAGGAGUCUUCGUCCCUGGGUCUACACAGAGGAGCCAAAACUGUGUGACUUCCUGCUUAAAAGCCUGUUGGUCCACUUUUGGAUCGCUGUGCAACAGCAGUUCUGCGUGGAAUGGAUCCAACAAAUCCCUGGUAGGAUUGCAAAGAAAAACUCAGUCGAUGCCGAAACCUACACCUACACCGACACCGACAUCUUCCGCCAACAUUCUGCCAAACCCUGGUGUGUCCCGCGACGGUGAGGAGUAUUCCAUGUGCAGACAGAAACGCGGUGUGGCCAUGAUCUUCAGCCAUGAGAACUUCGACUCUAGGGCAUACGACGACGAGCUACACCAACUUCCGGAUAGGAAGGGUACACAGAUCGACAGAGACGCACUCCGCCACACUUUCGAAGACCUUGGCUUCGAUGUCCGCUGUUUCGACGAUCUGUGUUAUUACCAAAUAAAUAACGAACUCAGAGGGGUGGCUCACCAGGACCACAGAAACUACGACUGCGUCGCAGUGGCGGUGCUUACCCACGGUGAGAGGGACGGAAAGCUGCAUGCCAAAGACCGGGACUACUACGUCAGCGAGCUGUGGGAGCCGUUCACAGCCAGGCAGUGCCCCACUCUCGCCGGGAAGCCAAAGCUCUUCUUUAUACAGGCGUGCAAAGGAGAUGGCCUCGACCAGGGCGUCAACGUCAGCAGCACUCUACGAGAUGUCGCGGACAGUUCACCUGUGGCAUUCAGCUACCCAGUGCCUUCUUAUGCCGAUAUCCUCGUCUCCUACUCGACAUUCGAAGGUUUGUACUCCUACCUCAACACAAAAAACGGUUCAUGGUACGUACAGACACUGUGCUCCCAUCUGACAGAGCACGGCAAAACCAUGGACCUCAUGUCGUUGCUCACUGAAGUGAAUCGCGUAGUGGGUCAGGAGUUCCGUGUCAAGAACAAGUCGGAGCCACGCCUGCAGGGCAUGGUGCAGGCUCCAUCCUUCACGUCGUCUCUAACGCGGCGCCUCCGCUUCCGGUAGGGUGGCCAUCCCAGCCGUCACUGCCCUCGACUCGCCGCAACAGAUGGAGUCUGUCAUAUCACGGAGGACAGUCUCCG
Messenger RNA from Schistocerca americana (American grasshopper), 1361 nucleotides. RefSeq names its product caspase-1-like. Gene Ontology annotation, biological process: apoptotic process; proteolysis. Gene Ontology annotation, cellular component: cytoplasm. Lineage: Eukaryota; Metazoa; Arthropoda; Insecta; Orthoptera; Acrididae. The transcript has 8 exons. The record is from RefSeq and is a predicted model, not a curated record. Bases 121 to 1284 code for a protein of 387 amino acids.